AUGUCCAAGUACGUGCCCCAGUUCAAUAACCUCAUCUUCGACCAGCUCGUGACCAACAAGGGUAAGCUCAACUACUGCGUGCGCUGGGACAACGAUUUGCCUUUGACCAAGGCCACGGCAUCUAAGUUCCAGGCGAUGCUCGAGAAGCAGAUCAACCUUUGGAACCACUGGCUCGUAGGCUAUGGAUGUUGGCCGUACGACCAUAUCGACAUCGAUAUUGUGGGAUACGCUGUGAAAGACAAGUCCAUCAUGGACUGGAGCGACGACUCGCUUGGUACGAUCUACGAGGGUCUUUUGGACGCUGAGGGCAGCCCCAAAUGCCCUGAUGAAUGCUACAAGCACCAGAAUCAAGCUGCCAGUGCCGAUACGAGCGGCUGUAAGGGCAACCCCUUCGACAUGUCGCUCUGGCCGUCGACCAUACCGGGGGAAAACGCCGCUGGCACGGGCAGUGACUGGGGUCAGCGUAUCCAAGUGAACGACAUGCUCAACACCAUGGACCAGGAGCAGAUGAGGGUACUGCUUCACGAGAUUGGCCAUGGUUUCGGUUUGCCGGAGAUGUACCUGAAUGAGAACAAGCCUUCGGAUUACCCUGUCUGCGUCAUGGAUGGAGAAUUCUCGCUCACAGACGGCGAUGGCUGGCUGCUUCGUAGCAUCCUGGAGAACAUUAAGUCUCGUUACAACUUUUGA
Molecule: messenger RNA, 687 nt
Organism: Phytophthora nicotianae INRA-310
Lineage: Eukaryota; Oomycota; Peronosporomycetes; Peronosporales; Peronosporaceae
Exons: 1
Coding region: 1-687 (228 amino acids)
Source: RefSeq, a predicted model, not a curated record